Molecule: messenger RNA, 635 nt
Organism: Copidosoma floridanum
Lineage: Eukaryota; Metazoa; Arthropoda; Insecta; Hymenoptera; Encyrtidae
Source: RefSeq, a predicted model, not a curated record
UAGUGCUGCAGCUGGAGGACAUGCAAAGUUCGCUCGUUGAUCUGAGGACGGAGUGCGACGCAAAGACGCAGUCGCUGGAGUGCGUGUCGAGCGAACUCGUCAAGAUGAAGAUCAGCAGGUCAGAGGUGUGCGAGGAGUCCAAGCACGUCCUCAAUUGGCUACGGCGCUGGAUGCGCGAGCAGAAGCUCAUCGCCACCGAACUCCGGGAAAAGCUCUUGCGUAUCAGCUCUGAAAAGAGGGUGGCGGCGAGCGCUUUGAAAAUACUCAAGAGGACGAACCGAGUCCUUGCCAAGAGGCUCAAGUUCAUUCGCUGCAGACCACCGGUUGUCAGGCAGACCGUUUAUUAUUCGUCGCCCGCGAGUUUGGCCGCGAAAUCUCCGGUCAGACAGAGGAACGGCUUUCACUUGUACUCCCAGCCAAAGGAGACGUCGAAUGGCACUUACUCUUAUUUCAGAAGGGAGUACAGGGAAGACCCGGUAAACAAUAUCGCUGGACAGGGGGAUUGCACGUGGUUCGGUACUAUGGAGCACUUGGCUAAAGAAGUGCCGAGAACACCCCAAAUCAACGAGAGUACUUUGAGCGAUCAACGGGUGUCGGACAAAGACUACGGGUAUCAGACGUCCGGUAGUAAAUAG